CUUGAGGCGAGUCCGCGAACAGAAUCGUCCGCACACCAAAUCUCAGUCAUCAUGCGUGAAUGUAUUAGUAUCCAUGUCGGCCAGGCCGGAUGCCAGAUUGGCAAUGCAUGCUGGGAACUGUACUGUCUGGAACACGGCAUCCAGCCGGACGGCCAGAUGCCCUCUGACAAAACCAUCGGGGGUGGGGACGACUCCUUCAACACCUUCUUCAGUGAAACUGGAGCAGGGAAGCAUGUCCCUAGGGCUGUGUUUGUUGACUUGGAACCAACCGUUGUUGACGAAGUCCGCACCGGAACAUACCGUCAACUGUUCCACCCGGAACAACUCAUCACCGGCAAGGAGGACGCCGCCAACAACUAUGCCCGUGGUCACUACACCGUCGGUAAGGAGCUCAUCGACUUGGUUCUAGACCGCAUCCGCAAACUGGCUGACCAAUGUACCGGUCUUCAGGGAUUUCUCAUCUUCCACAGCUUCGGAGGAGGCACUGGCUCUGGAUUCACCUCCCUUCUGAUGGAACGUCUGAGCGUUGACUACGGCAAGAAAUCCAAGCUGGAGUUUGCCGUCUACCCAGCACCUCAGGUGUCCACGGCAGUGGUCGAGCCUUACAACUCCAUCCUGACCACCCAUACAACCCUGGAGCAUUCCGACUGUGCAUUUAUGGUCGACAAUGAGGCCAUCUACGAUAUUUGUCGCCGUAACCUCGACAUCGAGCGUCCAACCUACACCAACCUCAACCGUCUUAUUGGUCAGAUCGUCAGCUCCAUCACGGCUUCUCUUCGAUUUGACGGCGCCCUUAACGUCGAUCUGACCGAGUUCCAGACCAACCUGGUACCCUACCCACGUAUCCAUUUCCCCCUGGCUACCUAUGCCCCAGUCAUCUCCGCAGAGAAGGCUUACCAUGAGCAAUUGUCUGUGGCUGAAAUCACCAACGCCACUUUCGAGCCAGCCAACCAGAUGGUGAAAUGCGAUCCACGCCAUGGCAAAUACAUGGCCUGCUGUAUGUUGUACAGAGGUGACGUUGUUCCCAAGGAUGUCAACGCCGCCAUUGCAACCAUCAAGACCAAGAGGACCAUCCAGUUCGUCGACUGGUGCCCCACCGGUUUCAAGGUCGGCAUCAACUACCAGCCUCCAACCGUUGUCCCUGGCGGAGAUUUGGCCAAAGUCCAACGCGCUGUCUGCAUGUUGAGUAAUACUACUGCCAUUGCUGAGGCCUGGGCUCGUCUUGACCACAAGUUCGACCUGAUGUACGCCAAGCGUGCCUUCGUUCACUGGUACGUGGGAGAGGGUAUGGAGGAGGGAGAGUUCUCCGAGGCUCGGGAGGAUCUUGCCGCCCUAGAGAAAGACUACGAAGAGGUUGGAGUCGACUCCGUGGAGGAUGAAGGAGAGGAAGAAGGCGAGGAAUAUUAGAAACUCACCAAAAAUUGGUGAAACGAUGAUAUGAUCUAUACCGUCUCUUGAUCCACACCACAGAGAAAUCAUAAGUUA
Liolophura sinensis is the source of this 1485-nucleotide messenger RNA. RefSeq names its product tubulin alpha-1A chain-like. Bases 52 to 1407 code for a protein of 451 amino acids. Gene Ontology annotation, cellular component: microtubule. NCBI's taxonomy places the organism in Eukaryota, Metazoa, Mollusca, Polyplacophora, Chitonida, Chitonidae. The transcript has 3 exons. The record is from RefSeq and is a predicted model, not a curated record. Gene Ontology annotation, biological process: microtubule-based process. Gene Ontology annotation, molecular function: structural constituent of cytoskeleton; GTP binding.